Molecule: messenger RNA, 1458 nt
Organism: Pisolithus orientalis
Lineage: Eukaryota; Fungi; Basidiomycota; Agaricomycetes; Boletales; Pisolithaceae
Product: Pre-mRNA cleavage complex II protein Clp1-domain-containing protein
Exons: 9
Coding region: 1-1458 (485 amino acids)
Biological process (GO): tRNA splicing, via endonucleolytic cleavage and ligation
Cellular component (GO): mRNA cleavage factor complex; nucleus
Molecular function (GO): polynucleotide 5'-hydroxyl-kinase activity
Source: RefSeq, a predicted model, not a curated record
AUGUCUGAUGUUCCCCAAGCUGGCACAAAGGAAUGGGUACUGGAGCCAGAGACAGAAUAUCGCUUUGAGCUGGAUCCGGGAACUUCCCUCGCGAUUAAGCUCUUACGUGGAAAUGCCGAGAUAUUUGGUGCAGAACUUGCAGAGGGAAAGACCUAUCUCUUUGGCUUCGAAUGUAAGGCCGCCGUUUUCACCUGGCAAGGUUGUACAAUUAAGAUGAGACAACCUUCCACGGAAUAUGUAUCAGAGGAAACCCCAAUGGGCGCAUAUGCAAAUCUCCACAUGGCUUUCGAACAAAUGCGUGUUCGUGCUCUGAGUGCGUUGCACGGAUCUCCGGUGCCUGAUGCUGAUUAUGGUGCGAGCGCCGAACCACCGCGAGUUCUUGUCGUGGGUCCAGAAAAUUCAGGGAAGACGACAAUAUGCAAAAUCCUUACCAAUUAUGCAGUCCGUGUCGGCCAGAAUCGCUCUCCGAUACUGGUAAACGUAGAUCCAAGCGAGGGAGCUUGGAUCAUCCCUGGCACAGUCUCUGCCGCAGUGGUUACAAGCCCCAUCGCAACUUCAUCUCCAGUGAAUCCGCUAGGCUCUGCAGCUACCACUGCUCCCACUGUGCUUGCCUCAAAUGCCCUAACACCUCUAGUAUAUUGGUACGGUCAUUCCGAGAUUAAGAAGAAUCCUUUGUUGCUUGAUCGACUGAUCCGCAACUUGGGGGAGAACGUCAUGGAAAGACAUUGCAAUGACCCCGAAGAACGGACGUCGGGGUUAAUCGUUGACACCUCGUCUUCGUUUGCUUCUGGGUCUGGUUCUGCGGACAAUCGGCAAACUUUGGUAAAGGCUUGCGUCGACGCGUUUAGAAUAAACGUUAUUCUUGUCGUUGGCCAUGAAAAGCUGAACGUCGAAAUGCAAAGGUCAUACGGGAGCCGGCUUACCGUUGUUAAGAUACCGAAGUCGGGAGGGGUUGUCGAUCUCGACCCCAGCUAUCAAGAACGAGUGCACAACUAUCAGUUACACGCGUAUAUGUACGGGCAAAAGCUUGAUCCCCCUCCAGGUAUCACCUCUGCCAUCGUGGCGAGUGAAGCUGCAGCAGAUCUUGUGCUUGCUCCCUCCUCUUCAGUUGUCAAGUUUGAGGACAUCACCAUCUACCGUAUAGGAGAAGAAACCAUGGCGCCUUCUUCGGCGCUUCCUAUUGGCGCUACUCGCACGCUUUCCGAGAUGCAGCCCAUCUUGCUAGAUCCCGCCGCUGUUGGGUCAGGUCUUCUCAAUCGUGUUCUAGGAAUACUUUCCCCCUUCCACCCAGAUGAGAAUGAACGAUAUGACGAAGAAAUUCUGGAUUUGUCGGUGACGGGUUUCCUGGUUAUUACCAAUUUAGACGUCCCGAACAGGAAGAUGACAAUUCUAUCGCCUAAUCAGGGGUCGAUAAUAGGGAAGACGGUUGUCAUUGGGUCCUUUGAAUGGCGAGAGUAG